Messenger RNA from Aspergillus heteromorphus CBS 117.55, 461 nucleotides. RefSeq lists its product as uncharacterized. The transcript is spliced from 2 exons. NCBI's taxonomy places the organism in Eukaryota, Fungi, Ascomycota, Eurotiomycetes, Eurotiales, Aspergillaceae. Bases 110 to 313 code for a protein of 67 amino acids. The record is from RefSeq and is a predicted model, not a curated record.
GCUUAUCCUGCGCCCAUCACCUACUUUUGAACCUUGUCUUGCUUUACAAAGAACUCCCUUCCUCUCGUCCCAUACCACUCCUCUGUUCGCCCCCAUACAAAGAACCACCAUGGACCGAAAGUCAUCUGCGGCAAAUUCCGGUACAGGCAGCAGCAGCAUCAACAACACUCAGUCAGAUCUCUCAGACCUGGAGAAGUACAAAGCCCGAUGGGCAAAGAUCUAUGAUGAUACUGUCCGGCAGAUCAACGAAGUCAGAGAACAAGAAAAGAAAUCACGCAUAAGCAAACAAUCAAAAUCAUCCAGUUCCAGCUAGCAUCAACGAAGAAUUCGGAAAGAUUGGCAAAAUCGGGUGUUUAUCGGGAUUAUGUUGCUUCUGAUUCUCCAUUUCGCUAUUCUGAUCCUUUGCUUUUCCUUUGUUCUUGUUUUUUUUUUUCUUCUUGGCUUCGUUUAUCUUUUUAUUG